Molecule: messenger RNA, 1541 nt
Organism: Rhinopithecus roxellana (golden snub-nosed monkey)
Lineage: Eukaryota; Metazoa; Chordata; Mammalia; Primates; Cercopithecidae
Gene: PPIH
Product: peptidylprolyl isomerase H
Exons: 10
Coding region: 681-1214 (177 amino acids)
Biological process (GO): protein peptidyl-prolyl isomerization; protein folding
Cellular component (GO): intracellular membrane-bounded organelle
Molecular function (GO): peptidyl-prolyl cis-trans isomerase activity
Source: RefSeq, a predicted model, not a curated record
UUGGAUUUUAUUCUAAAUAUAGGAAGCCAGGAGUUAUUUUAAAAAUAAAUAGGAAUCACAAGAGGUAUUUUAAAAAUAAAAAAUAAAAAACUCUAGUUACUCUGUCGGAAAUGAAUUGGAAAUGACCAAACUGGUAGCUUGUGGCAGAACGGAAACAUAAUCUAUUGUCCUGGCUUAGAGGAAGGGAUAAAUAUUUACUUAGCAAGCCUUUACGUGCCAAGCUGUUCUAAACGCUGAGGAUGAACAAACCAGAGUUCCUGCCUUCACGGUGUUCACACACUAGCGGGCAGAAGACAGACACAGCACGUGUGGCGGUGUAGAGGGCUUGGUUGCAAGAGCAGAUAAGGAGGACCCUGGCGACUGCCUAGUCCAAAAGUCCUAGCUAGAGCAAGAUCAACUUGUACUGCCCUUAGUACAGCCACGUGAGUGGGGUGACCAUCGACCUUAACCAAAAAGAUGUCAAGGCUUUCCUCCUCCUCACUCCCGCGUCCCCGGUCCCAGCGAGUCUUCCAGCUAGACCCCAACAGCCUCAGCACACACCGCAUGGGGCGACAGCUUCCGGGGGCGGGGCCCGGUCUCGCUCGGCGUCCACCGCGCCUGCUCCCCUGACGAAACCCGCGGACAGGGCUUUAGGUUCGCCGGAAUCCCACGCUCCUGACUUCUGCUUCCGGGUCGGAGCCAUGGCGGUGGCAAAUUCAAGUCCUGUUAACCCCGUGGUGUUCUUUGAUGUCAGCAUUGGCGGUCAGGAAGUUGGCCGCAUGAAGAUCGAGCUCUUUGCAGACGUUGUGCCUAAGACGGCCGAGAACUUUAGGCAGUUCUGCACCGGAGAAUUCAGAAAAGAUGGGGUUCCAAUAGGAUACAAAGGAAGCACCUUCCACAGGGUCAUAAAGGAUUUCAUGAUUCAGGGUGGAGAUUUUGUUAAUGGAGAUGGUACUGGAGUCGCCAGUAUUUACCGGGGGCCAUUUGCAGAUGAAAAUUUUAAACUUAGACACUCAGCUCCAGGCCUGCUUUCCAUGGCAAACAGUGGUCCGAGUACAAAUGGCUGUCAGUUCUUUAUCACCUGCUCUAAGUGUGAUUGGCUGGAUGGGAAGCAUGUAGUGUUUGGAAAAAUCAUCGAUGGACUUCUAGUGAUGAGAAAGAUUGAGAAUGUUCCCACAGGCCCCAACAAUAAGCCCAAGCUGCCUGUGGUGAUCUCACAGUGUGGGGAGAUGUAGUCCAAAGACUGAAUCAGUAUAGCUUGCUCGACUUCAAGGCCAUAAACCAAGAGUGUGGAGUGCCCUUUCUCUUACCUCUGGGACCGAAACCUGCAAGGAAGAAGGAUUACUUUUUGUUCUGGACCUCCACAGAGAGCCAUCAGAGUCUGACAAAAAGAACAAAGGCUUUGGAGCCAAGUAGACCAGGAAGCCCCACCACUGUCUAAUUCUGUGACUUUAGUCAAGCCAUGAAACCCCUUGGGACCCUACUCCUUUGCAUAAUUAGAUAAUAUAUAAUGCAUGGAGUUGUGAAGGGCAAAUAAAUGAGACAGUAUGCUUGACCAUAAA